CCAUUCAUAAUUCCGCCGUGACAGUUCUUCGCCUGCAGUCAGCAGUCAUUUGGGAGCUUCGCACUUGACAGACUUUGUCUGGCGGAUGACUUCCCUGCAGCUUGCGCAAUAAUGUAAAUAUCGUAAAUUAAAACGGGAGCCAGAGCAACACAAAUUCACAAAAAUGUUACGCCUUCUUAUAAGCAACUGCGGGCAAACCGGCGUUUUACGGGGCCUCGUGAAUAUUCCACGCCUUCAGUACAACCUCACUGCCAGAGCGAAAGACUUCACGCGGAUCAACGCUCGGAACUACAUAAAUUCCGCAAAGAAUGCACGAAACGGGGGUGAAAAAGGACUGAGAGGAAAGUCACUGUUACUUGGCGGCCUCGGAGUCUCGAUCGGGCUGUGCGUAAAGGGGCGCACGUUCCUUGCGAAAUGCGAGGCGAACCGGCUGGAAGGAGUAACCGCCAAAACAAUUCGCGACAUUGAAACGAAUUUUGACUGGAAGCGGUUCUGGAUGUACCUCAAGCCGCACCUACUUGAGUUCAUCGGCGCCAUAAUUGCCGCACUUGCCGUCGCCUACUUCAACAUCCAAAUCCCAAACAUGCUGGGGAAGCUGAUCAACACGCUCUCGAAGUACGCGGGAUUCGUCGUCAAGGACCCCCACUCAAACCAGUUCCUUAGUGAUGUAAAAAAGCCUGCCCUCGGGCUGUUUGGCAUGUACCUGCUUCAGUCAGGCUUCACGUUCCUUUAUAUUCUGCUGCUCAGUCGGAUCGGCGAACGAAUGGCUGCAAAACUGCGCCAGGACCUCUUCAAGCAGAUAAUCAUCCAGGACUUGGCCUUCUUCGACAAAAACCGAACGGGCGAGCUCGUGAACCGCCUCACUGCCGAUAUCCAGGACUUCAAAUCAAGUUUCAAACAAUUCGUAUCUCAAGGACUUCGCAGCGUGGCCCAGUUGGUCGGAGGUUCCAUUUCGCUGUUCAUGAUUUCCCCCCACAUGGCCGCAAUUGCCUUGGCUGCCGUUCCGGCGGCUGUUGCCUUCAUGUCCCUGCUUGGUGGCACGCUCAGGAAUUUAAGUAAAAAAGCCCAGGCGCAGACAGAACGUGCAACAUCCGUCUGCGAGGAAGCGCUCUCUAACAUUCGCACCGUUCGUUCCAGCGCGUGUGAGUACACGGAGAUCAAACUGUUCGAGAAGGAGACAGACCUCGCGGCUGAAAUGUCCCAGGAACUGGGCUACGGAAUCGCAGUAUUCCAAGCCUUGACAAAUUUUCUGAUAAAUGGAAUGGUAUUGUCGACACUUUUCUUCGGUGGCCAUCUCAUGUCAACGGACAGUCUGUCGCCAGGCCAGUUGAUGGCGUUCUUAGUAGCGUCGCAAGGUGUUCAACGAUCACUCGCUCAAGGGUCCAUUUUACUGGGCACCUUGAUUCGUGGCAUGACUGCAGGGACCAGAGUAUUUGAGUACCUAGCUAUUGAACCCGAAAUUGAUCUUCUCAAAGGGAUCAUGAUACCUGAUUCCCAGCUCAGAGGCGAAAUUCGGUUUCAAAAUAUCACAUUCUCAUAUCCAACUCGCAAGGACCAAGUAGUAUUAAAGAAUUUCAACUUGACUCUGAGACCGGGCGAAACGGUGGCAUUAGUCGGUGCAAGUGGGUCUGGAAAAUCGACAGUAGCAGCAUUACUAGAACGUUUCUAUGAACCAACAUCUGGUCAAAUUACAAUUGAUGGAUACAACCUCCGACUAAUAUCACCUUACUGGCUACGAUCUGAACUCAUCGGUUUCAUUGAACAACAACCAAUCCUAUUUGCAACGACUAUUUUAGAGAACAUACGCUACGGACAGCCGAAUGCAACGGUUGAUCAGAUCACCGAAGUAGCAAAACUAUCGCAGUCUCAUGACUUUAUAAUGGAUUUGCCGGAUGCCUACGACACAAACGUCGGCGAACGCGGUAUGCAAUUGAGCGGCGGCCAAAGGCAAAGAAUUGCAAUAGCACGAGCUCUACUCAAACAACCCACUAUUUUAAUCCUGGACGAGGCGACCAGCGCAUUAGAUGCAUCAAGCGAGGCAGUAGUUCAACGUGCCCUUGACACUGCUGUUGUAGAUAGAACAACACUAAUCAUUGCUCAUCGUUUAUCGACAAUAAGAAAUGCGGAUUUAAUAGUUGUCUUAGAUAAGGGGAACAUUGUCGAGAUGGGUAAACACGAGGAACUCAUGCAGCGAAGAGGACUUUAUUUCGAGCUCGUUAGGCAGCAAGAGAAAGAAGAGAAGUCGGAAAGUAGAGCGCAAGGAUGAUAGGUCGAUUUUAGGGUGAUUGGCUCCUGGACGGUUUCCUUUUGAUAUUUAUUUCUACCAACUAAGUAAAAAACACUAGUGACAAAAUAAGAAUCAUAUCUUAUGUUAUUUACUAAUAAACCCUUUAGUAAUUAUUACUGGAAAGUGUAACUACUAAAAUGCAGGUUUUUAAUUUAACAUGUUGCUCAAAGUGCAUAUAAAUAGUCUAUUAAAUUGAAGUUAGCUACUACUAUUAAA
Molecule: messenger RNA, 2503 nt
Organism: Hermetia illucens (black soldier fly)
Lineage: Eukaryota; Metazoa; Arthropoda; Insecta; Diptera; Stratiomyidae
Product: mitochondrial potassium channel ATP-binding subunit
Exons: 11
Coding region: 164-2266 (700 amino acids)
Biological process (GO): transmembrane transport
Cellular component (GO): membrane
Molecular function (GO): ATP binding; ABC-type oligopeptide transporter activity; ATP hydrolysis activity
Source: RefSeq, a predicted model, not a curated record